AUGAGGGUCUGGCCGUUGGUGCUCGCCUCAUUCUCCCUUCUUGGUCUGUCAACUCCGCUGACAAACUUCCGUUUCCACGGCAACGUCACUUGCUACCACUUUACGGAAUUCGAGUACUAUCUUGAAGCCUACGAGUUCGAUGGUCCCGAUCUUACCUACGAAGGUCGCACCGUCUUCCAAGUGAACGACUUCAUCGGAGCCUCUCAACAUUAUUCCCACAUGCAGUCCCCUUCAGAAUAUGAAUUCUUUGGGGAGCAGAACGGAGACGGCUGGUUCAAUGUGAGUGAAAUUUUGAGUCUUGAAAGCGUUGAGUGCUCUUGUUUCAGCGUGAAUACGAAAUUGUGCUGACCAUCCGCCAUACGUGCCACAACCUGUACUACAAGAGAGUCCUUUGGCAGACGGACUACUUUUAUUUUGACGAGAUCCCCAUCAUCCACCACGACAGCGAGUAAGCUACUUCCACUUCAUUCGGCAAAAUAGAACGAUUUUAUUUUCAGCGGAACCGGAAUUCCUUUCAACAUCUAUCUGAAUGGAAGUGUUCCGUCGAGCAUGACCAAGUAUGAAUACUUUUAA
Molecule: messenger RNA, 573 nt
Organism: Caenorhabditis sp. 36 PRJEB53466
Lineage: Eukaryota; Metazoa; Nematoda; Chromadorea; Rhabditida; Rhabditidae
Source: the annotation of a GenBank genome assembly